This is a messenger RNA of Mugil cephalus (flathead mullet), 2827 nucleotides long. It is a transcript of the gene srp72, whose product is annotated as signal recognition particle 72. The record is from RefSeq and is a predicted model, not a curated record. Gene Ontology annotation, molecular function: ribosome binding; 7S RNA binding; protein binding. The coding region runs from base 49 to 2064 and encodes 671 amino acids. Gene Ontology annotation, cellular component: signal recognition particle, endoplasmic reticulum targeting. Lineage: Eukaryota; Metazoa; Chordata; Actinopteri; Mugiliformes; Mugilidae. The transcript is spliced from 19 exons. Gene Ontology annotation, biological process: SRP-dependent cotranslational protein targeting to membrane.
AGUGCACGCCUUCCACUUCCGCUAACCUCAGAGUCCAUUCUGGGGAAGAUGGCGGCCAGCGGCGGAGGCUCCGUGGCUUCUCUGUGGACCGAAGUGAACCGCUGCGGACAGAAUGGAGACUACAACAGAGCCCUCAAAGCUCUCACUAAAAUUUUGCACGAAAACAGGGAGGAUGUGACAGCCCUGCACUGUAAAGUUGUCUGCCUGGUUCAGAAUGGGAGCUUCAAGGAGGCGCUGAAUGUCAUGAACACAUACUCCAAAGUCCUGGGCAGCAGUGAGGUUGUUUUCGAGAAGGCGUACUGCGAGUACCGACUGAACAGAGUGGAGAGUUCCCUGAAGACCAUCGAAAGUGCUGCUGAGCAGACGGACAAGCUGAAGGAGCUGUACGGUCAAGUGUUGUACCGACUGGAGCGCUACGACGAGUGCAAGUCCGUCUACACAGACCUGAUCAGAAACUCCCAGGACGAGUACGAGGAGGAGAGGAAGACCAACCUCUCCGCUGUGGUGGCUGCGAUGAGUCAGUGGGAGAAGUCUCCUACGGAAGAUCUGGGUCUUCCUGAGACGACUUAUGAACUCUGUUACAACGCUGCCUGCGCUCUGAUUGGUCAAGGGCAACUCACAGAGGCCUUCAAUAAACUACAACAAGCAGAAGAGCUUUGCAGAGUGUCGUUGGCUGAUGAUUCAGAUGUGACUGAGGAGGACAUCGACUCGGAGUUGGCCGUCAUCCAUUCUCAGAUGGCGUACGUCAUGCAGCUACAGGGUCGGACGGACGAGGCUCUGCAGCUCUACAACCAGGUCAUCAAGCUCAAGCCGUCGGACGUGGGGCUGCUCGCGGUGACUGCCAACAAUAUCAUCACAAUUAACAAGGACCAAAACGUGUUUGACUCGAAGAAGAAGGUGAAACUGACAAACGCUGAAGGUGUCGAGUACAAGCUGGCGAAGAAGCAGCUGCAGGCCAUCGACUUCAACAAAGCCCUGUUGGCCAUGUACACGAACCAGGCCGACCAGUGCAGGAAACUGACGUCUAGUCUUCAGUCGCAGAAUCCGGGUCACCCGCGACCCGUCCUCAUCCAGGUGGCUCAGCUGUGCAGGGAGAAGCAGCACAGCAAGGCCAUAGAGCUGCUGCAACAAUACUCAGAUCAAAACCCAGAGAGUGCGUCCGGCAUCAAACUGACGAUGGCUCAGCUCUAUUUAGUACAAGGUCAUGUAACAAAAGCCUGUGACGUCCUGAGGUCCAUUGAAGAGUUCAAGCACAAAUCGGGGAUGAUUUCGGCUCUGGUGACGAUGUACUCUCACGAAGAAGACAUAGACAGCGCCAUCGAUGUUUUCAAACAAGCCAUCGAGCAUUACCAGUCUGAACAGCCUGGGUCUGCUGCACAUUUGGCUCUGGUACGAGAAGCUGCCAAUUUCAAACUGAAGUACGGACGGAAAAAAGAGGCCAUCAGUGACCUGGAGCAGCUGUGGAAACAAAACACCAAGGACAUCCACACACUGGCACAACUCAUCUCUGCGUAUUCUCUGGUGGACACGGACAAAGCCAAAUCCCUCAGCAAACACCUUCCGUCUGCAGACACCAUGUCCUUUAAUCUGGACGUGGACGAGCUGGAGAAUUCUCACGGGGCGUCGUCGGUCAGGAAAAAAGCUGCUAAAGUCAUAGGAGAAAACCUUCCCAAAGAGUCGGGACAAGUAGAGAUCAAAAAGAAGAAGAAGAAAAAGAAAGGUAAACUUCCCAAGAACUGCGACCCCAAAGCGACGCCCGACCCGGAGCGGUGGCUGCCCAUGAGGGAGCGCACGUACUACAGGGGCAAGAAGAAGGGCAAGAAGAAGGAGCAGAUAGGAAAAGGAACUCAGGGCGCGACGGCGGGAGCUUCGGCCGAGCUGGACGCCAGUAAAACCGCCAGCAGCCCCCCGACCUCCCCGAGGCCGGGCUCGGCGUCCGGCUCGUCGGCGGCGCCCGCCGGCAGCGGCGUGGUCCCCCCACGGCAGCAGAAACCCGCGGCGUCAGGGGCCACGCGGAAGAAAACCACACAGAAGAAGAAGAAGGGAGGCAAAGGAGGCUGGUAGACGAGGAGGAGGAGGAGAGGCAUGAAGAAGAGGAGCGUCAACAUUUUGAUUUUGUUUUAUUUUAUUUUUUUUUCCCUGUUCGGAUCAUUUAUUCAAAAAUCUGCCUCCGCUCUUCUUCACCAUUAAUUUGAUAUUUUAUAAAACACAGAGAAAGAAAGAAAGAAUAUUUAAAGGACAGUUCCACUAAAAAUGAAUUUACGUUGCUCCCCAGAAGCUUUUAACCGGGUUGAAUCCACGUACGACUAAUUAAUAUUAAUAUCAGUUCAUUAAAUGUGUAAUGGACGUUGUGCGUUUCUUUUUCUGUCUGACUGUUCUCACACGUUAUCGUAGGAAACAAAGAAGAAUCGUGUCUGUCCUAAUAUUUACAUCACUCUCAUGUUCAUUUCUACAUUAAAAGACUUUAUUCUAAUCCAGUGCUGCUGCGUUAGUGUAUUUUUAAUUUUCUGCAGUUUUCAUAAAGUCUGCGAUAACUUCACAGUCUGCUUUUGUUGAGCGACUUGAACUUUAGAUUUUUGUGGAAUUGUCCUUUUUGUAUUUAGGCCCGAGUAGAUAAUUUGUUAUGUCGUUUGGAGUCGACUGCAGAGGAGACAGAGAUAUUUAUUUUUGAAAUCUCAGUGUUGCUCUGAAAUCAAGCGAAAGGAUUUAAAUUGAGGCAGAUGCAUGAUGUAGAAAGACACUAUUUUGGCAACACAGAGCUCCCGUUUUGUUUCAGUUUUUUUGUUUUUUGUUUUUUUUUAAAGGCGAAAUAAAACUCUGAACAGCU